AUGCAUCGGAGGAUCGGGCAAUACGAGAUUUACGAUGAUGUCUCUCCGUUGUUUGAUGCAGUACGGGACAAUAACCCAGAGAUGGUGCAGAUGUUUCUGAGCUAUGCUGGAAUUUAUGACUCCAUGAAAAUGACUGCACUUAUGCACGCAGCCCGUCACAACUACUUAGACAUUGUUAAAAUAUUAGAGCCCCUGGAGGGGCACCUCGUAGGAUCAUAUGGAGAGGUGGCACUAAUGCAUGCGGCUGAGUGUGGAGCUCUCGAGGUCGCGCAGUAUCUUCUUCCGCUCCAAGGGCAUGUAGAGCCAACUGACCUACUGGGAAGCUCGCUGAUGAAUGCGAUGUGUGCAGGUGAAAUCCAAUGUGCUGAGCUGUUCUACAAUAAUGAAAAGGACAAAGUAAAGAUCACACCACUAAUGUGGGCAGCAUUUGUGGGGGAUGUAUCGACAGUUCAAGAGGAAAUUUCGUUAAAGAGUGAUCUGGGUAAGCGAGCCCAUGGUGGGUAUACUGCAUUAAUGUUUGCUGCCUUCUCAAAUCAAGCCCAAACAGCAGAACUUCUACUUCCUUAUGAAGCUGGGCUAAGGGAUGAUUAUGAAGAAACGGCUUUAAUGCAUGCUGCUCAAAACUCAAGUGUGGAUGCCGCACGCGUCCUUGUGGAAAAGGAACUAGGGCUAUCGACAAAAAUAGGGGGUACCGCACUAUACACGGCUGCCGGAGAAGGCUGUUUGGAGAUAGUCAAAAUGACUAUGGAAAAGGAGCACUCGAUAUUCUAUAACGGGUUUUCAUCUCUGUAUAUCGCCGCGAAUAGCGGUCACUUAAGCUGUGUAAAAGCCCUUGUUCAGUACAUUGACAAGUUUAAGAAUUCAAGUGACACCGGGCUGGGCGGGGCUGCUUCUGGUGGUCACGUAGAUAUAGUAGAGUUUCUUAUUCCAUAUGAAGCCAAAGCAACGAUGAACAAUGAUGGAACGACUGCCCUUAUGUGUGCAGCACAGGAAAACAAAAUACAAUGCGUGCGGAUGCUGAAGGAUUAUGAGCUAGGCUUCGUCAAUGAUUCGGGGUACAGUGCUCUUUCGUUGGCGGCCGCAACUGGCUCUUCUAAACUUGUGUCUCUUUUGCUAGAUGAACUGCCACUGUUACCGAAGAAGGCCAUGUCUCCAUUAGAGGAAUGCCUUUCCUCAGGUAAGCUUGAUGUUGUAAGGCUUCUCCUUCCACAUGAAAAGUGCAGAGUUGGCGCCAGUGAUCUCAUGGUUUACGCAUGUACUGGAAAAAGACAUGCAAUGAAGAGGCUGAGAUCCGUAAUGCUGCAACGCCGGGAUUCAGGUGGCCGAACUGCGCUUAUGUAUGCGGUGAUGGGCAAGCAGUUGGACUGUGCAAAGGAUCUCUUAGCAGAGUCACGCAUAGUGGAUAAUGAGGGGCGCAGCGCUCUUAUGUAUGCAGUGCUUCUGGAGCCCGAUGAAUGCCUCCCAUUUGUGAAGCUUCUCAUUGGACUCACUGGUAUUCAAGACGAAAAUGGUGAGACAGCCCUUAUGAAGGCAGCUAGUAACAACAAUUACAUAGCAGUAAGGCAGCUUGCACCGUACGAGAAAAGGAUGGUCGACAAAAGCGGCGAUACAGCGCUUAUACUUGCUUCACGCAGUGACGCGUACAAGUGUGUGACGUACCUCUUAGAAGAGAUCGAUAUAGUUGAUGAGUGCGGCUCCACUGCCCUCGAGAAUGCAGAGGGUUAUGGAGGAUACAAUGUUUAUCGGAUCCUGAGCACUGGUGCAAGGUCUUAUCCCUAA
This is a messenger RNA of Giardia duodenalis, 1779 nucleotides long. RefSeq names its product Ankyrin repeat protein 1. The record is from RefSeq and is a predicted model, not a curated record. Bases 1 to 1779 code for a protein of 592 amino acids. Gene Ontology annotation, molecular function: protein binding. Lineage: Eukaryota; Fornicata; Diplomonadida; Hexamitidae. The transcript has a single exon.